UUUCUCUACACCGACUUUAUCAAACCAUGUGCCACGGUAUAACCUGUAUGGUCAUUCUCAUAUGCAACAAUUGUCUCAAUUGGUCGCUAGUGUCGCUACCAAAAAGGCGAUACGCAGAAAGUAGACGCAAUUUACAUUUUGCGAAUUUCGCACUAUACAUACCAUAUACUGUGUAUCUGAUACGGGCUUUAUGUGUACGUAUUGGAAAUUUUAGGUUUUUUGAGAGCGUUUCUGUGUCGAUUAAAUUUAUGUUGUGGGAUAAAAGUUUGGAAAUGAACGAGGAAAAGUUGCACUUACUGCAUAUUAUGCUUUAUGAGUAUCGGAAGGGGGUAAAACCUAGAACUGCCACGAAAAACAUUCAAGAUGUUUAUCAGGAUCGUGCACCAGCAAUUCGAACUGUGAAGGAAUGGUUUGCGAGGUUUAGACGCGGUGAUUUCUGUCUUGACAAUGACCCACGCUCUGGCCGAUCUUCUAGCGUGGAUGAUAACAUUGUGCGCGAUUUGGUGCAAGAUAAUUCACGAGUUUCAACACGAGAGAUCGCUGAGAGACUCGACAUUGACAAAUCGACCGCAUUUCGGCAGUUAAAAAAGAUUGGCACAUCAGAGAACAAAGUUGAGAGAUCUCCCCUAAUAGAUGAUAAAGCACAAGAGGCAUUUAGCGUAGAGAAAAUUGUGAAUAGACGAGUUGUGAAGGGGAAGGUAGAAUAUUUCUUAAAAUGGAAAGGAUAUUCAAAUGAUGAAAAUACUUGGGAACCAGAAGAAAACUUGGAAUGUCCUGAUUUAAUCACUCAAUUCGAGAAGCAACGAAAGAAGAAAAAAGCAACAGUACCUGGAAAACGUCAGGAGGGAAAAAAACAGAAGAAACGAAAGAGUACCAGCACACUGACACCUACUAGAGCCAAGAAAAGAAAGUAAAAGCUAAAACAGAAAAGAAUUCGAAGUUUUUUUAAAAGCACUAUUUCUAUGUUCCUGAUUUUGUACCUUUUUUCUUAAUUACUAUAUAAAAAAAAACAUUGUUAGCUCACUUAUAACUUUUUGAAGAGUAAUGGUAUUAUUAGUACAAAUAUAGAGUACAAAUAUUAUUAUUA
Molecule: messenger RNA, 1087 nt
Organism: Ooceraea biroi (clonal raider ant)
Lineage: Eukaryota; Metazoa; Arthropoda; Insecta; Hymenoptera; Formicidae
Product: histone-lysine N-methyltransferase SETMAR
Source: RefSeq, a predicted model, not a curated record